Molecule: messenger RNA, 1867 nt
Organism: Rhopilema esculentum
Lineage: Eukaryota; Metazoa; Cnidaria; Scyphozoa; Rhizostomeae; Rhizostomatidae
Source: RefSeq, a predicted model, not a curated record
UUGUCACUUUUGUAGUUUCUGGAAUCUCAUUAGAUCAAUCCAAUUUCUAUGGAUCAACCCCAUGGAGCAACUACAACAACGAAAAUUGGCACCAGUGGUUUAUCACGUUUCUUCCAAAGAUGGCGAAAGGACUACGAGUCAACAGGCCGAAAAAGACUUCAUACCAAAGUCAUCAAAAACAUCACAGAGUUAAAAAGAAAGAGAGAAAGAGUCAAAGCAAGUCUAAAGGAAAAGUAAACGAAAUAAUAGAUCCACUGACAACAAGUGAUAUUCUGAAAAAGAGAAGGACAAACCCAAAAGCCAAUAUAACAUUGUCUUCAAAAAAGAGGAGACUGUUACUUAAAAAACUGAGAAGAAAUGAAGCUAGAGAUAAUGAAAUGGAAGUAAACAUACAGAAGCCACCUGAGAUGUCAGAAGCUCCAAAGAAAGAUGGACCAAAAACACAAGGAAUGGAUAUUGAUUAGCAAAGGUAGCUAGAUAGUAAGAAAACUUGGAAGAAGUAGCUCAAUUUUUACGCCACUGUCAAAUGUUUAUUUUGCAAAAGAUAUAUAUUUACCAAAAAGCAGUCUCAGAUAGGGGCAAAAGUUAACCAAGAUUUGAGUCAAAAUAUUGAAAUCAGUCAAAGUAUUGUACAAAAUACUUGGAUUUUGGAUUUUUUAUCUACCCAGUGGCAUAACAGAGGCACCUGAGACCCUUGGGGAAAAAAGACAGGGCCUCUAUUUGAGGACUACCACUUUUUUAGACCCCUACUUUUCUCAACACUCCAUGAUGCCUGUAAAUUGUUUCUAAAGUUGUGAGGCUAAAGACAAUGUUUGGCUAUCGUUUCCAUUGAACGCCGUGCUUUCUCAAAAGUUUUCAUGCACUUGAAGGGCCUUAAAUUAAAUUAACUUUAAUUUUAAUUCGAAAAUAUGACAUGAUUGCAGCUACUUCUACUACCUGAAACAAGGAUCUUCAAAUGGCCAACAUACAAAUUUCUUGCUUCUUGUACAUAGUUGAGUAAUCCAAAAUACAGUGUCACGAAAUCGGAAAUUUAUUAUCGAAUUGUCAAAAUUCAAGUUAUUGAGACUCAAAACUAUACAAAUUAUUUAAAACCAAAUUGAAAAUUCAUAAUUUUCAUGAAAUUAGCUAAUUAUAAAUGACAAAUUUUGGUUGGAGGGGCCCCUUUUAGUUUCAAAUCCAAGUAGCUUUGCUUUGAAUUUUGAGUCUGAAGUUUUCUGUAUUUAAAGCAGAGUCAUUGAUCAUUCAUUAGCAAGCCUUAUAAUAAACGUGUUUUCUGUAGUGAAUUUGAACACCUGUUGUAUUUUCCUGUAUCAUUUUUUUGACAAUCGACACUAACCUCUUUAAAAGGGGGAUUCAACAUAAAGGAGAAAUUCACUGUAGGAAUUUCUCAGUAAGAAUUUCUCAUAAAGGAGAAAUUCCUACAUGUAUCACUGUAGGAAUUUAUAUAAACCUUUUGUGUCAUAGGGAAGACUAUAUAUAAGGCUAUGAUUUAUUCACAAACACAUUACUGCAAGGCUCUGGACUUUUCCAGUUUCAAGUUGUUUUCACUUGAUAUUGCUUGAAAGUAUUGUUUUUUCUUGAUAAGCUCAACUCUUUUCUUUAUAAACCAUGCACUGCAGAAACUGUUCGUUUUGGGCUACCUACCUAUGUCAUAUUGUUGGCACGAAAAUUUUGGGUUUGAAAAGUGCCCUCAAAAUUUUAAAACGCGCUCUUUGCGUCUUGAAGAAAAUUCGUUUGUGCCUUAGCUUUUGUGCUAUGAAACAAAAAGCUUUUCCCACAUUCUUUGUUACUUUGCCAGGACCCACUUCCUCUGUCCAUCUUUGUCUCGGCAAUGGAUUUUGCGGAGAUAUUGGGCCUAUCGAUAAUU